Molecule: messenger RNA, 1551 nt
Organism: Ramularia collo-cygni
Lineage: Eukaryota; Fungi; Ascomycota; Dothideomycetes; Mycosphaerellales; Mycosphaerellaceae
Product: related to ATP-dependent RNA helicase DBP5
Exons: 2
Coding region: 1-1551 (516 amino acids)
Biological process (GO): poly(A)+ mRNA export from nucleus
Cellular component (GO): nucleus; cytoplasmic stress granule
Molecular function (GO): RNA binding; ATP binding; RNA helicase activity
Source: RefSeq, a predicted model, not a curated record
AUGUCGGACGCGAGCAAGCCCACCGCGGCCGAACCACAAAUGGACAGCCUGUCGCUCUCCUCUGAGACGCCCGCAAAGACUGUCAACGGUACAGACCCCAGCGCCGCCGUAUUUGCUCCACGCCCGAAGAUCAACUGGGCCGACGAGGAAGAGACCGCCCCAAACACCGCACCUGACGGCACCACAGGCGCAAAAGCUGCAGACAACGGCUUGGAAAAGGCGCAGACUGAUGGCGCCUCGACAUGGAUGCAGGGCUCCGUGGGUUUGGAUGAGCCCGAGUUUGACGUCAAUGUGAAGCUUGCCGAUCUGCAAGCUAAUCCAGACAACCCGCUGUUCUCGGCGAAGACAUUCGAAGAGCUCAACCUCAAACCGGAGCUUUUGCAGGGUCUCCUCGUCCAGAUGAAUUACACUAAACCGUCCAAAAUCCAAGAGCGUGCCCUCCCACUGCUGCUGAUGAACCCGGCCCAGAAUCUCAUCGGACAGUCACAGUCAGGUACUGGCAAGACCGCUGCGUUUGUACUGAACAUGCUACAGCGUGUCGACCUCUCCUCACAGAAGCCGCAAGCCAUCGUGCUUGCUCCAACUCGCGAACUCGCAAAGCAGAUCGCCGGUGUUGCACUGCAGAUGGGCUCCAUGCUUGAGGUCCAAGGCCUGAAGAUCGCCGAGGCUGUUCCCAACCCAUCGCAGAGAGGCCAGCAAGUUGAAGGUCAGAUUGUUGUUGGCACCCCGGGUACCGUCAUGGACAUGCUGAGACGGCGUCUCAUCGAUCCUCGCAACGUCAACAUCCUCACACUGGACGAGGCAGACAACAUGUUGGACAUGCAAGGCAUGGGCGACCAGUGCAAGCGGAUCAAGACGCAGCUGCCGAAAUCCAUUCAAAUCGUUCUCUUUUCUGCCACCUUCUCUAAGCUAGUCCAAGGCUUUGCCGUCGAGUUCGCACCGAACGCCAACAUGCUCUUCCUGGAGGUCGAGAAGCUCACCGUCAAGGGCAUCAAGCAAAUGUAUCUCGACUGUCAGAAUGACGAAGAGAAGUACUCGUCGCUCGUCAAAUUCUACGGCCUCAUGACAAUCGCCUCGUCGAUCAUCUUCGUCAAGCGCCGCGACACUGCAGCAGAGAUUGAACGCCGCAUGACUACCGAGGGACACAAGGUGGUGUCACUCACUGGCGCACUGGAAGGCGAGGACAGGGAUAAGGUCUUUGCUCGCUUCCGUUCCGGCGAAGCUAAAGUGCUCAUCACCACAAACGUUCUGGCGCGCGGUAUCGAUGUGCAGACGGUGACCAUGGUCAUCAACUACGACAUUCCAGAGACUGUCGACCACCAGCCGGAUUUCGAGACUUAUCUCCACCGUAUCGGCCGGACUGGGCGUUUCGGUCGCACUGGCGCUGCCCUCAGCUUCGUGCAUGAUCGUAGAAGCUGGGAAGGCCUCAUGGCCAUCUGCAAGCACUUCGGCGUGGAGCCCACGAAGCUGGACACCAGUAAUUGGGAUGAUGUUGAGAAGACGCUCAAGGCAAUCAUGAAGAACAGUCGCAACGCUGUCGAUAUGGACUAG